AUGCGCAUCCACGUGGCACCACAUCAGUGGCUCCUGCUGUACAAUUCUGUGUUUCUGGGGGUUCCUCCUGGGAGGGGCAGCUGUCCUCUGAUUGGUGCGUUCCCCUUUGACCUGGUCUACACCGACUACCACGGCCUGCAGCAGAUCAAGAAGCUCAUGGGCCUCUCACUCAAGAAAUACAGGUGUCACAUGCGGGUGAUUGACACGUUUGGCACGGAGCCGGCCUACAACCAUGAGCUGUAUGCCACCCAGCACAACUACCGCUCCAACUGGGGCUACUGGAACCUCAACUGCCGCCAGUACAUGACCAUGUUCCCGCACACGCCAGACAACUCCUUUAUGGGCUUUGUGGCAGAGGAGCUGAAUGAGACUGAGAGGAGGAGCAUCCACAGGAACAAGGUGACCAACAUGGCAGUGGUGUACGGCAAGGAGCCCAGCAUGUGGAAGGUGCGUUCCGGCAUGGGACUGGCAACUCGCUGUGUUCCUUUCUGA
Messenger RNA from Engraulis encrasicolus (European anchovy), 492 nucleotides. Its product is annotated as alpha-1,6-mannosylglycoprotein 6-beta-N-acetylglucosaminyltransferase B-like. Lineage: Eukaryota; Metazoa; Chordata; Actinopteri; Clupeiformes; Engraulidae. The coding region runs from base 1 to 492 and encodes 163 amino acids. Gene Ontology annotation, biological process: protein N-linked glycosylation. The record is from RefSeq and is a predicted model, not a curated record. Gene Ontology annotation, cellular component: Golgi apparatus. The transcript has 5 exons. Gene Ontology annotation, molecular function: alpha-1,6-mannosylglycoprotein 6-beta-N-acetylglucosaminyltransferase activity.